AUGAUUACGCUUUCUUCCAGCCUUCCCAUCAUCCGUGACCCCUCCAGCCCCGCUGUGCUCCUGCUUGCUUCUCAAACCCACUCGCACAGGCACACUGCUCACCAAGACACCACCCUUGACUUGAACCAUCUCGAAUUCUCCCCUUAUGUCCCCUGCUUACCCUCACGCGCUCUCCUUUCACUUACCCCUUUCACCUCUUGUUCCCACUCCUCCCCCCCCCUCCCCCUCUUCCUUUCCCCAGUUACCCUUACCUCCCCCCAUUCCCCUUACUCCACCCCUCGCCCCAUGCUCCCUUCCUCUUAUCUUACCCCUUUCCCCUUCCUUUACCCCACCCCUCCACCCUCCCCUUACCCUUCCCUUUCCCCUUGCCCGAUUCCAACUCUCGUACCCGUUUCCCCUUCCCUGACCCACUCCCCUUCCGCUCACCCCUUCCCUGUCUCCUUACUUAUUCCCCCUCUUUUUACCCCCUCCGUUUCUCCUUACAAACUCCCCCUCCCCUCACUCCCUCCCUUCACAUGUCGCUCUCAGGUCACUGUCAGGUCGCUCUCAGGUCGCUCUCAGGUCGCUCUCAGGUCGCUCUCAGGUCGCUCUCAGGUCGCUCUCAGGUCGCUCUCAGGUCGCUCUCAGGUCGCUCUCAGGUCGCUCUCAGGUCGCUCUCAGGUCGCUCUCAGGUCGCUCUCAGGUGGCUCUCAGGUCGCUCUCAGGUGGCUCUCAGGUCGCUCUCAGGUGGCUCUCAGGUCGCUCUCAGGUCGCUCUCAGGUGGCUCUCAGGUCGCUCUCAGGUCGCUCUCAGGUGGCUCUCAGGUGGCUCUCAGGUGGCUCUCAGGUGGCUCUCAGGUGGCUCUCAGGUGGCUCUCAGGUGGCUCUCAGGUGGCUCUCAGGUGGCUCUCAGGUGGCUCUCAAGUCGCUCUCAGGUGGCUCUCAGGUGGCUCUCAGGUCACUCUCAGGUCGCUCUCAGGUCGCUCUCAGGUCGCUCUCAGGUCGCUCUCGGGUCACCCUUGAUCUCAUCUCCCUGUCAUCCCAAUACCCCAUCACCUCAUUACCCCAUCACCUCAUUACCCCAUCACCUCAUUACCCCAUCACCCUAUUACCCCAUUACCACUCCCAUCAUCUUAUCACCCCAUCAUUCUCUUACCACGUCAUUCUAUUACCCCGCCCUCCCACCACCCCAUCCUCCCAUUACCCCAUCCUCCCAUUGCCCCAUCCUCCCAUUACCCCAUCCUCCCAUUACCCCAUCCUCCCAUUACCCCAUCCUCCCAUUACCCCAUCCUCCCAUUACCCCAUCCUCCCAUUACCCCAUCCUCCCAUUGCCCCAUCCUCCCAUUACCCCAUCCUCCCAUUACCCCAUCCUCCCAUUACCCCAUCCUCCCAGUACCCCAUCCUCCCAUUACCCCAUCCUCCCAUUACCCCAUCCUCCCAUUACCCCAUCCUCCCAUUACCCCAUCCUCCCAUUACCCCAUCCUCCCAUUGCCCCGUCCCCCAUUACCCCAGUGAGGAGCUUUGCUCAACGAUGGCAAUUUCUGACCACGUGGAUGCUGCUGAAUGGAAGUCUGCUGCUGCUGUUCUCCAAAAGUGA
This is a messenger RNA of Closterium sp. Naga37s-1, 1575 nucleotides long. Lineage: Eukaryota; Viridiplantae; Streptophyta; Zygnematophyceae; Desmidiales; Closteriaceae. The record is from the annotation of a GenBank genome assembly.